AUGACGCUCAAGCGCCCGCUGUCGCCGCCGGCCAAGCCGCGCCGCGCUGGCACGGCCAUCGACGACGACGCAUGGCUCGACGUGCUCUUGGCGCUCAAGGUCUACCGCCUGCUGUACGGCCACUGCAAGGUGCCUCUGUCCUACUUUGUGCCCCGCCUCGACCACACGCCGACAGCGUGGCCGUUGCAUUUGACAGGCAUGCACCUCGGCGCCGCCGUCAAGACGCUGCGCACGUGCUACCUCCCCGAGCACUUCGUCUCGGCGCUAAAUGCAAUCGGGUUUGUGUGGCGCCAGGACGGUCGUCUCAUCCCAACGGGCACGUCGCUCUUUGACGAGAUCGACGCAGUGCCGUUCGCGGCCAUGAUCACAGCACUCGAGGUCCACGUCGCGACGCACCAGACGACGAAGAUCCCUGCGCACGCAACGUUCGUGCAUACGAGUGUGUGGCACCGGUCCUGGACGUACGUUCUCGCCGACGUGGUGCCGGCGCUGGAAGCGCAUUUCUACCAGCUCUCGGACGUGCAAAUGACCCGUCUCCGUGACCUCGGCUACUGCAAGCAACUGCCGCUCUGGGACGACCUCAUGGACCUCCUCCAACGGUAUUACGAGCACGUGGUGCCGCCGGGCAGUGGCGUCGCGAUCGAUUUUGUCGUGCCACCAGAUGCGAUUGCGUGGCCAAGCCAGUGGCACGGUCUCGAGCUCGGGCUGCUCUUCUGGUCCGUCGGUCUCACACACACAACGACGUUGUCCGAGAGUCGACGGCGCGAUCUAAAGACGCACAAGUUUGUCUUCAACACGGUGCACACGUGGGCCAAGGUACUCGACGCGCUCACGACCUACGACAGCGUGAGCAUGAAGCCGUCGUGCUUUGAGAUGUGGCGCUCGUAUGUGACGCCGACGUCGGCGCCGUGGCCUGAGGCGCUUCGUGGCUACCCGCUCGGCCGGUGGUACAAGGUCAUGUGCGACGCUGAGACCAACUUGCUCUUGCCGUAUCUGACUCAAGAUGCGCUCGUCGGCCUCCGCGGCGGUCUCCGGCUGCUGCCCCAAGAGCUCAUGACCGAGUCGACGACAGCACAGGCCUACUGGGACGCAUUUCUCACCGCGUACAGGUGCAUCUGUGCGAACGCGGCGACGAUUCCGCCCAAGUUUGUCAUGCCGAGUACGGAGAGUGUGCCCAAGGUAGCGCAUGGCUUUUUGCUCGGCGCGGCCAUCGCCUCCGUGCGCAACCACGUCCUGUUGCACCCGGCGCACCGAGCGGCGCUCGACAAGCUCGGUCUCGCGUGGUCGACCUCGGUGCCAGAAGCGGCGGCUACGGAGCCAGUGGAGAUCGUGGAAUGGGUGCCGACGCCACGACGCCGAUACUACCGGUGGCCAGACAAGAUGCGUGCGCUUGAAGCUUUUAAGGAGCUGCAUGGCCACUGCGGCGUGCCCACGGCAUUUGUUGUGCCGUCGAGCACCGAGUGGCCUGAGGACCUGCACGGCUGUCGCCUUGGCGCCUUGGUGUCUCGGUUUUUCGCCGAGCCGCGCUCGGUGCCUGCAGAUUAUGCGCCGUUGAUCUCAGCGCUGGGUGUUGUGUCGGUGCCAGGCGACACGAUCGUCGCGCCCAGAGUCGACGCCGACGGCACGGUGGUGAAAGCCUUUGCUGGCUCUGACGCUGACACGGCAAGCGAUUCCAGCGACGCGCCCAUGGACGUCACGACCCAUGAUGACGUUACUGUCACGGACGGCGAGCAUUUGACCGACGCCACCAUGGUCGCUGUCAGCACAGAUGACGCCGACGAGGACCCUCCAGUCGACAUGUCUGACGACGCCUCGGACAAUGACGACGACGUCUCGGACAAUGACGACGACGCCUCGGACAACAACGUUCUGUGUGGUUCGCUUCCACCAGUGUCUUCCCCUGUCGUUCAUCGCGAGCCCGAGCCCGACGCGCCAUCAUGGACCACCACGUGUGCACUGAGCCACAGCGCCCAAAUGACACAGGAGGCGGCCAACGUGUACUAUGAGCUGACGGGCCAUCGUCACAUCUCGAGUUCGUUCCGCGUACCGCCCGACGACAUGCGCUGGCCGAUGCACCUCUGGGACUGGCCACUGGGCCAGGCGUGGAUGCACUUGCACCGGCGUGCGCCGUCUCUCAAAGUGAAUUGGGACGCGUUGCUCCUGGCGCUUGGAAUCUACGCGCGCGCGACCGGCCAUGGUCAUGUCCCUCGCCACUUUGUCGUGCCCGACGAUGAACGCACGUGGCCGGUGCACCUCACGGGCUUUGACCUCGGCGAGCUUGUGCAUUGCAUUCGGUCGGGUCGCGUCACGCUCUCGCACGCCCACGCCGUCGCUCUCUCGGCCAUGGACUUUGAGUGGACCGCACCGUAA
Saprolegnia parasitica CBS 223.65 is the source of this 2370-nucleotide messenger RNA. RefSeq lists its product as hypothetical. The transcript has 2 exons. Bases 1 to 2370 code for a protein of 789 amino acids. Lineage: Eukaryota; Oomycota; Saprolegniomycetes; Saprolegniales; Saprolegniaceae. The record is from RefSeq and is a predicted model, not a curated record.